AUUGACAAAGGCCAGGUAUCAGCUGCCCCUGAUGAAUGCCGUAGUUACAUCUCAAGCCGCCCAAUGCAAACUCCAGAACAUGAUGAGCAAAUCCAAGGGGCUGUCCUGGGACGCAAGGACUUCUGGCGAAAGAUGUUCAAGUCACAGAGUGCAGCGAGUGACACCAGUAGUCAGUCUGAGCAGGACACAUCCGAGUGUACCACUGCUCACUCUGGGACCACCACAGACAGGCGCUCCCGCUCCCGAUCCCGACGGAUCUCCCUUCGAAAGAAACUCAAACUCCCCAUAGGGAACUGGCUGAAGCGCUCCUCCCUCUCUGGCCUGGCUGACGGGGUGGAAGAUCUCCUAGAUAUCAGCUCUGUCGACCGUCUGUCUUUCAUCAGGCAGAGUUCCAAGGUGAAGUUUACCAGCGCGGUGAAGCUGUCAGAAGGAGGGGGACCAGGAGGUGGCCUGGACAAUGGGCGAGAUGAAGAGGAGAAUUUCUUCAAGCGUCUUGGUAAAUGGCGCACCUGCCGAAGACACCCAUCCAAGCUUCAUCACACAGAAGAAAAAGAUGGUUAGAAAUCAGGGUUCUCGUCUUCUUUUUUCUUUCUUUUUGUCUUUUUUUUUUUUAAAUCUCUUUCUUUCUGUAUUUUACACUUUUCCCUUUUUUCCUGCUUUCUCCGUAGUUUUUGUAUCCAUUCUAGCCUUUUCCAACUUUUUAGUCUUUGUAACUGUUUUCUUUUCCUUCCUUCUUUCUUUCAUUUUGAUUUAGAAAAAAACUCUGGUAAAGUCAAUUAUUUAGAAAAUCAAGACUAUCCAAAUAAAUUAUGCAAAU
Messenger RNA from Pterocles gutturalis (yellow-throated sandgrouse), 817 nucleotides. RefSeq names its product protein unc-80 homolog. Gene Ontology annotation, molecular function: monoatomic cation channel activity. The record is from RefSeq and is a predicted model, not a curated record. Lineage: Eukaryota; Metazoa; Chordata; Aves; Pterocliformes; Pteroclidae. Gene Ontology annotation, cellular component: axon; cation channel complex. Bases 64 to 561 code for a protein of 165 amino acids. The transcript has 4 exons. Gene Ontology annotation, biological process: monoatomic cation homeostasis.